Molecule: messenger RNA, 1722 nt
Organism: Pundamilia nyererei
Lineage: Eukaryota; Metazoa; Chordata; Actinopteri; Cichliformes; Cichlidae
Product: UDP-glucuronosyltransferase-like
Exons: 9
Coding region: 1-1620 (539 amino acids)
Molecular function (GO): UDP-glycosyltransferase activity
Source: RefSeq, a predicted model, not a curated record
AUGGAAAUAACUGGUGCUGUGGAUAAUACAAAGGGAUCUAGUUCAGAAAAGUCCAGUCCCAAAAACAAGCUGAAGACAGAAGAGGCUGAACUUCCUCACACCAAGCCUGCAAGUUUUUCACAGUUUUUAGGCAAACUGCUCGUGGUGCCCAUGGAUGGGAGUCAUUGGAUAGGUCUUAAAGCCAUUGCCCAGGAAAUGGGUCGCCGUGGACACAGAGUUACGGUGGUGAUGCCAGAGACCACCAUACGAAUGGGCCCAGGAAAACACUAUGACACUUUGACCUAUCCUGUACCUUAUGACAAGGCUUACAUCGACUCUGUGAUGUCCACACACAAAGACAUCAUGAAAAAAUCCUCACAGCCUUUCAUGGAGAAGAUCAAGAAACGGUUCAGACAGUUCCAGGCCAUUUCUUAUAUUCCGCACAUCACUGCAGAGAAGCUGCUCUUCAAUGCCAGUCUCAUAUCACACUUGUCCCAGCAGGACUUUGAUGCCGUCUUGACAGAUCCCAUGCUUCCCACGGGCUCAUUAGUAGCUCGGAAAUUAGGUCUCCCUACUGUCAAUCUGCUGAGAGGAAUACCGUGUAACUUGGACAUGAAGUCUGCUGGCUGCCCAUCUCCGCCCUCAUACGUUCCUCGCUUUUUCACUGGAUACACGGAUAAAAUGAGUUUCAAAGAGAGAUUUAUCAACACUUUGGUGGCAUUGGUGGAGCCGCUGUUUUGCAAACUGCUGUAUUGGCACUUUGACCAAAUAGCCCGUGAUUUCCUCGGAGAGAACGUGGGCGUGGCUGAAGUGCUUUCAGACUCUGAUAUCUGGCUGCUCAGGAACGACUUCACGCUGGAUUUCCCACGCCCACUCAUGCCCAAUAUUGUACUGGUUGGUGGAAUCAAUUGCAAUGUGAAACAUCCUCUGCCCCCAGAUCUAGAUUCCUGGGUGUCUGGAGAGCACGGGUUUGUAGUGUUCACUCUGGGCUCCAUGGUGUCAGAUCUGCCAGAGGAAAUCACCUCUGUCUUUCUGGAGGCCUUCAGACAGAUUCCACAGAAGGUCAUAUGGAGAUACACUGGAAAGGUUACUGACAAUGUCCCGGAAAAUGUGAAGAUGAUGAAAUGGGUCCCACAGAAUGACCUGCUAGCUCACCCGGGAGCCCGUGCAUUCAUCACUCACGCUGGCUCACAUGGUCUGUUUGAGGGACUGUGUCACGCCGUUCCAAUGCUGAUGGUGCCCCUGAACGGGGACCAGCCGGACAACGCUGCGAGGAUGGCCAGCAGAGGUGUAGGAAUCGUGUUGAACAUUUUAGACAUUAAUACAGAAACUCUUCUGAAGGGGCUGAAGGAGGUCAUCAGUGACAGCAGGUACAAAGAGAACGUGAAGAAGCUGUCAGAUCUUCAUAAUGAUCGGCCGUCGGACCCGCUUGAGCUUUCAGUGUAUUGGACAGAAUUUGUGAUGCGGCAUAAAGGGGCGAAGCAUCUCAAAUCGACUCUCCAUGAACUCUACUGGUUCCAGUACUUCAGCCUGGAUGUAAUAGUGCUGCUAACUACUGUGGUGCUUGUUUUUGUAAUGCUGACAGCAAAAUGCAUGAAGCUAUGCUUCCGUAAAGUGAGACGAAAGUGGAAGCAGGAGUAAGGACAGUUUUUUUACUGGAAGUACUGUGAUGUUGUAAUUGUAUUCUCAUCACGGUUUAAAGGAUGUUUUGAUAAAACAUCAGUAUCAAUAAAACCUUAAUGC